Messenger RNA from Alligator mississippiensis (American alligator), 4147 nucleotides. RefSeq names its product ring finger protein 212B (gene RNF212B). Gene Ontology annotation, cellular component: synaptonemal complex. The record is from RefSeq and is a predicted model, not a curated record. Gene Ontology annotation, biological process: protein sumoylation; homologous chromosome pairing at meiosis; reciprocal meiotic recombination. Gene Ontology annotation, molecular function: SUMO transferase activity. NCBI's taxonomy places the organism in Eukaryota, Metazoa, Chordata, Crocodylia, Alligatoridae. The transcript is spliced from 15 exons. The coding region runs from base 2079 to 2987 and encodes 302 amino acids.
CCUCCCCCCGCCACGGCUCUUGGUCUUUUCCCGCCCUUUUCCAACUGUCACUCCCAGCCUCGUGCCCUGAGGUGCCAGGGUUGGGGAGGGGCCCCUCAUUCCCACAGCUCAUUAGCCCCCAUCCCACUAAUUAACACCCGCUGAGCCCAGGGAAUGGACUGAGGGGUCCUUAGUAGCCAACAAUUAAGCCCUAAUUUAGUGCCCUGGAGUAAUUAAUACACUGAUAAAUCACGGCCCAUGAAUAACCAGCUUCCUCCGACAAAUUACAGUACCAAUGAGCAUUAAUACAAGAAUGAGCAACUGGCCAUGGAAAGGCAACAGCCAUCCCUAGUUACUAUUUAAUGCAUCAAGUGCCCAUCAAUAACCUAUCACCUCUAGUUAAUACAAUUAAUCUCUUGACUACAUAUAUUAUUAACAAACAAGCUAUCAAUAGUCAAUCAUUCCUAAUAAGAACCAUUAGCUUAACAUCCUACCAAUAACCCAUGGAUAAGUAAAAUAUACCUGAAAAAACAUCCCAUCGAUCCCUAACCCCUUCAAUUAAUAGUUUAUGGAUAAUUAAUAUAAUGGCUAACAGUGACCUAGCAUAUAGAUACUUGCCCAUUAAUGAAUAAUAGCACUUUCCUAGCCAGUCACCUAUUUUUCGGAAUAUACUGAAACCAUAGAUAAUCUAACAAUAAUAACCUAUCAAUACAUGUUACUCUUCCAUAACUAAUAUGAUUUAUAUUCCAUCCAUGGUCAUACAUUUGCAAAUUAAAUGUAUGACCAUGGACAGAAUAACCUGUGGGGUUCAAUUAAUCUCUGAUAACCUGUGAGGUUCAAUUAACUGAUGAAUAAUGUAAAUUACAUGUAAUAAAAACCUAAUUAAUAAUUGAUAGUUUUUACAUUAUUGAAUACAAAUAGUCCUCACCCCUCUUCAAUCAGUGUUAAUCCAUACCAAAUUAAUCUCCCAUCAUUUCUAUGCAUUUGAGAUAACGCUUGGUGUAAUUAAUAUAUGAAUGGGUCAGAGAUUUUGAAUAACCUAUGACUCCUAACGGAUUACAUGAUUUAUAAGCCAGAGGUGGCUGAUGAAUAUAUGAAAAUAGUGGUCUACUAAUGGCUAGUCAUCUCCAAUUACAAAAUUGUAUCAAUAAAUUACCCAGAGUAAAAUAAAUAAUAGGUCAGUGUUUAUCAAGACUCCGCAAUUCUAAUGUACUGAUGCAAUUCAGAGCUGAUGAUGAUCAAUUGACCCUUCCUAAUCAUUACAAGCUCAUAAAAAGUAACCUCAUGAAAAAGCACGUUAUUUAAUAAUUAGCCAAUUAAUCAGAGUUCAUAGCUUCAUAGUUUUGAUGUUAGAGGCUGGAAGGGACCUUACAGAUCAUCAGGAAUGGCCAUAAAUAAAUAGCCUAUGAUUAAAUGACCUACAAAUAUUAAAUAGAUAGUGAAUCAAUGCAGCACCACACCUGAUAAAUAAGCAAAAACAAUAAACUAGUAGUGGAGUCUAAUCAGUAUAUAACCCCUAAGCAUUGCUAAAUACAUAAUAGGUGAAGCAUAAUGACAAACUAAUACAAAUCAGUCAAAAAUUAAUAAAUUACCAAUGCAACAAAAUUAAAUAGCAAAAAUGAAUUAUCAACAUAAUUAAUGGAUAGCCAUUGCUAACAAUAAUAUUUAAAAUAAAAAUAGGAGCAACAGAUUUUAUUAUCUAACCCUGGCUAAUUCAUAUUCUAAAGUUAGAAGGCUACGCUGUGGACCUAUAAAUAAGCUAGCAAGUCAUUGAUAACAUUUGCAGUCAAUAGGCCACCAUCAAGUAAUGAACUGUAAUGCAUAAAAAGAUAGCUAAUAUAAAACAGCAAUGCUUAUAAUUAACACAUAAGUAAUAUUUGAUAAUUGUAUCCACUCAUCUUCCACAUACAGACAUAUCCUGUCCACCACCAAGUACGUCUGAAUAUCCAUCUAGCCACUUCCCUCCAUCUCACCAUCCAUCUAGCUGAACAUCCCUCCCUCCAUCUCUAACAGUAUCUCUGUCUCCUGGAUUAUCCAUCUCUCACCCCCAACCUGGGCCCUUGUGGCAGUAACUCCUCCUUUGUCCAUCUCCUCACAGCAUGGACUGGUUCCACUGCAACCAAUGCUUUCAUCAAAAUGGGGCAGAGUUCUCCAUCACCAGCUGUGGACACAUUUUCUGCAGGAAGUGCACUGGCUGUGAUAAAUGCCCCGUUUGCAGAACGACCUGUAAAUACCUGUCCCUCUCCGAUAAUAUGAAACCGCAAGAAAAGAUGUUUUUCAAGAAACCAGUGGAAGUUGCCCUCAAGCAUUUUGCCCACAUUACCCAGGUGUGGCGGUUCCAACAGAAUCAGAGUGAGCUCCGGCUCUCCUUCUACAAGCACAAGGCGUCCCAGGCAGAGAGGGCCCUGCAAGAGGUGCGCCAGAAACUCACCACCUGUGACAGAGAGCUAGAGCUGCUGAGGCAGGAGAACCGAGAGCUGAAGAAAUACCUGAAUGUCCUCAAGGCCUCCCCCAGCCGAUGUCAGGUCAGCAGAAAUAACACACCCCGACCAGUGGGCAUCACCUCCCCAUCACAGAAAGUCACCCCGCGGUCAGGUCCCCAGCACUGCAGCCAGGUGGUUAGCCGCUUCUCCUCGCUGGACUCUCUCCCCUACCGGAGUGCUGGCACCUCCAGCUGGCAGGCUGCAGGCAGGACCCCAGCAGACUCCAGCAAUGCCACCCCAUCACCAGCUUCCACACACAGCCAGUCUUACAGGACUUCCUCCUCCUCAUCCCAGACCCCUGGCCUGGGCAUCUUCCCACCACGCCCCUUGGCAGGAAGGGAAGGUGACAGGGAAUCCAGUCGUGCCACCCCCACUCUCACAGUAGGCAUCUUUUCAGAUCAAGGAGAGGAGAGCACCCCCACAGAGAACCAGAGCCUGAUGAGACAGCGGCUUAUGCAGCUGCGGUUCAUCCCUCCCUCCGCCUCCUCGCAGCACAACAGCACUGGCAGGAAUGCCCAGCUGUAGCAGGCUGAGUCACAGAUGGCACUGGACCCCGCUCCCAGGACAGCUCCUGCCUGCUGUGUGUUAGGCUACAGGCAGGCAGGCUGGGGCCAGGGGAUGUGUAGAGGCCCCUGCAUCUCUCCCCACCAGUCAUACCCUCCUCCCUAGAGUCAUCUUGUCUGACAGCCUCCCUCUCACAAGCAGGCACAAAUAAUGCCUUGUGCCAGCUACAGUCACAAGCAGAUGCCCUUGUACUCUAACACCUCUGGCAUGUAGCUGGACCCUCCUACAGUUGUUCACACUCUCCCAGAGUCACACCUUAACAAACGUGACCCUCACAGUCAUCCCCCCUCAAAAUCACACACCAAUAGUCUGAUGCCACCUGCAGACGCACCCCCAUAUGGUCAGUUGCACACAACCCUCCUACAGUUCAGACAUGCUCAGCCUCUGAAAUCUGUCACUCAGGCACCGCCACCCCCCACUGUAGUCAGAUCCUAAAAGGACCUCCUCUAUAUGACAGUCACACACACUCUCCAACAGUUGCACCCUGUCACCCCCUACAUUCAUCCCUGCCUUCCCUCACAGCCGCACCACUGAGGCCAAUCUGACAUUAUCAGUCCCCCACCCACCACUCAGAGGGACCCUCAACCUUCUAUAUACUUGCCAAGCCAGUAGAACACCCCUUCCCCAGAAGCACCCUGCUUCGGAUACAAGCAGCUCAGCCCCGAGUGGACACGAGCUCCCCUUCCUUCCAGCUGCGACUGAAGGCAUUUGGGGGCCAACCCCCCCCAGCUCCCCCAUAGCAACACAGAGAAAUCAGCAUGAUCCUCCUCCUGCUAGAGCCGGGUCUAGAUACAGGAACUGAGAGGUGGGAUUCCCGAUACACCCAGACCCAAGGCAAUUUGUGCAGCAAAGUUUUAUUUGGUUUGAGGGGGGUGGAGGGCUGUUUGUUUGUUUUAUUUUUGGAGAGGGAUGGAAAUCAACACACCUCAAACCUGAGCCAUGCACAACCCAGUCAGUACAGUUGUUGGGAAAAUGCAACAAAGGAAGGAAGAAUGAAAAAAACAAGUGACAAAGGAAAAUAAAAUCAACCAAACAAGAAAGGAGGGAGGAGAACGAGUGAAAAAGAAACAAGAGGAGAAAAAUAUGAAGGAACAAGAAAGGAGAGAAGAGAAAAGCCAAAA